This is a messenger RNA of Theileria equi strain WA, 1545 nucleotides long. RefSeq lists its product as hypothetical. NCBI's taxonomy places the organism in Eukaryota, Apicomplexa, Aconoidasida, Piroplasmida, Theileriidae. The transcript has a single exon. Bases 1 to 1545 code for a protein of 514 amino acids. The record is from RefSeq and is a predicted model, not a curated record.
AUGACUGCUCUGCCUACUGUUAUCAUAGAUAUAAAGGAGAAUGUUACUAGUUGGCUAGAAACUUCCAAGACAUAUGGUUCUAAUGGCCAACAAGUUAUGCUAGAAAAGAUUGAGGAUCCUCAAGGUUCUGGCUUCUUUAAGUUCAAACAUACCAAAAAUGGCAUUCGAAGUGGAACUCCUUUUACAGUUAAGGAAGUUAAGUAUGAUGACAAAACCAUAAAUCAUUCUCAAUUGCAAUUUAACGAUGAUAGUUAUAUUGAGUAUAUUGCAAUAUGGUAUUGGUUCGGAGACCCUAAUCACAACAAGCCUAUUCUCAUAGAAAUUGGGGAGAAGGGUGGUACUUAUAGAUAUUAUGCAACUAAUGGGAGUGCUACUAGUUGGAUUCCACAUGAUAAAGGCUCUAAAUCUCAACUUCAACCAGAAGAACUUGAGCAGUUACUAGAUGAUCUUAAUUGCCAGUAUUACAAAUUAGUCACCAUUGAUAUAACCCACAAUAAAUAUAAGAUAGGAAGUAAAUAUUGUUGCACCUACCAUAAUCCUAAAGGUCAAGAGAAGGUAACUGUUACUAGAGGAUCAGUUAAUGCUCCUAGUAGGGGUGACAAAGAUAUUCCAUACUACAACCACAGUAUUGCUGAUCCUAGUUUUAAACUAGCCAAGAUUAAGUAUAAAGAGAAUCUUAUACAUUCUAAGGUCAAGCAUGAAGUUUACAGUAUUCCAGUUUCUGUUUCUAAUGUAAAAGGUGUCUAUGCGUUCUAUUCUUCGAAGAGACGGCCAAUGUUGAUAUAUAUCGAAGGCGGAGAUUCUACUGUUAAUAAUAAGUGGUUCCAGAAGAAAGGUAGUAAUAAACAUAGAUGGGAAGAUGCCUCUGUUGAAAUAAAAAGUAUAAAACCAGAAAACUCAACUAGUCCUAUAGAAUAUGGGCAAUAUAAUGCACUUUUAGAGGUACUAAGUGAAUUUCCCGGAUGUGGCUAUGGACAAUGUGAUAUCGGUUCUGGUAAAUACUCAUAUGAACAAGAUAUUAACGAUUCUAUUUCGGAUUUUGGUGCUAUUGAUAGUGCUGGAGAAGUUGGAGGUGGAUCUGGCAAAAAACUACUGGAUAUUUUUGGUCCUCUUAUCAGGCUUGGAUUAAAUGGAUCAACUCUUGCUGAUAAAGUUGGACUGUACGCCGCUGGGGAGAUUAUCGGAAAGGCACUUGGACUGACUAAAAAUACUCAACUUUUAUCUGCCGUUUUAUCUCUAGCAGAAGGUAUUCAUACUCCACCUCCUCGACAAAGUACUCCUGGACUUAUUAAACCUGUUGGAGGCGGUACAAAAGGUCUAAAUCCUGAUUCUCCUUCUGAAGAUCUUGAACCUCCUAAAGCUGCUCUUUCUCAAGCCCCAGACCUUCCUCCUAAUCCUCAACCUUAUCUUUGGUUCCUUCCUGCUACUGGCUUAGCUGCAUAUGGCAUAUAUGGCGGUGCUUUUGCCGGAACUGGUACUCUUACUGGACUUGGUUGGUGGAUAUAUAAACGUUCUAAAGGAGAUCCCUGGGUACGACAAAUUUAG